AUGUCGAAACAGAUGGGAGACUUUGGCAUGUUUUGGAAUAUGAUUUGGCAACAGAAGGUGGAGAAGAUCGUCAUGGUUACAAACUUGAUGGAGGAUGGGAAAGAAAAAUGCGAGCAGUACUGGCCUAAUGUUGGGAUCACUAUAAACUACAGCGGGGUGAUGGUCACCUGUCAGAGCGAGAAUGAGUAUGCAGAUUUCACGAGAAGGUUGCUGCUCUUAAAUGAUGGCAAAUCUGAGCGGCAGCUGCACCACCUCCACUUCACGGCCUGGCCUGAUAGGGGAAUCCCAGAGGACGUAACAGCGCUGAUUGAGUUCCGACAUAGAGUGCUCCAUUCUCCUGCCCUUCUCGGCGGUCCAACGCUGUGCGGGAAUCGGUAUAAUCUAUUAAAGGAAGGUAAUUCGAACAAGGCCAUUGAGAUUCCAGGAUGCAUCAUCAAUAUGAGACAGAACAGGCCAAACAUGGUCCAGACUGCGGAACAGUACAAGUUUCUACACCUUGCCCUGGUUCACACCCUGACCUUAAACAGUGAGCAGAUAUCACGACAACAGUUCCAGAACUACAUGAUCGAGACCAACAAGGACGAUCUUAUCACGCAGUUUAAGGCGAUGAAAACCGCCCUCGACUUUAUCUGGGCAUAA
Mya arenaria is the source of this 639-nucleotide messenger RNA. Its product is annotated as tyrosine-protein phosphatase 9-like. The record is from RefSeq and is a predicted model, not a curated record. The coding region runs from base 1 to 639 and encodes 212 amino acids. NCBI's taxonomy places the organism in Eukaryota, Metazoa, Mollusca, Bivalvia, Myida, Myidae. Gene Ontology annotation, molecular function: protein tyrosine phosphatase activity. The transcript has 6 exons. Gene Ontology annotation, biological process: protein dephosphorylation.